GGAAAAGAGAAUGGCGGAUCUGAAAGACGAACGAGGAAAUCCGAUAUAUCUCACGGACGCACACGGGGAGCCAGCUCAGCUCAUGGACGAGUUUGGUAACGCCAUGCAUUUGACAGGUGUGGCAACCACCGUUCCUCACCUGAAGGAGAGCAGCUACACAGGUCCACACCCAAUCACUGCCCCAGUCACCACCACCAAUACUCCUCACCACGCACAACCUAUUUCCGUGUCCCACGACCCUCUUCAAGACCAUGAUCUCCGCUGGUUCGGCACCAGUUCGACGGAGGAGAAUGGCGAAGGAGUAGGGAGGAAAACUAAUAUAACGGAUGAAACAAAAUCGAAGCUAGGCGUCGACAAGCCAUCAGCUGCGACCGUAACAGGAUCAGGAUCAGGAUCGGUUCACGAGAAGAAGGGUUUCUUUAAGAAGAUUAAGGAGAAACUUUCUGGCCACCAUAAUGAUCUUUGAAAGCUUCCAUACGGAUGGUCAUGAUUACUUGUGUAAUCACAAUCAUGUUCUAAUUUCUUGGGAAC
Molecule: messenger RNA, 531 nt
Organism: Arabidopsis thaliana (thale cress)
Lineage: Eukaryota; Viridiplantae; Streptophyta; Magnoliopsida; Brassicales; Brassicaceae
Product: Dehydrin family protein
Exons: 2
Coding region: 11-466 (151 amino acids)
Biological process (GO): response to water; protein folding
Source: RefSeq, marked reviewed